This is a messenger RNA of Platichthys flesus (European flounder), 1148 nucleotides long. RefSeq names its product RAN, member RAS oncogene family (gene ran). Bases 153 to 806 code for a protein of 217 amino acids. Gene Ontology annotation, molecular function: GTPase activity; GTP binding. The record is from RefSeq and is a predicted model, not a curated record. Gene Ontology annotation, biological process: protein import into nucleus; ribosomal subunit export from nucleus. Gene Ontology annotation, cellular component: nucleus; cytoplasm. The transcript is spliced from 7 exons. NCBI's taxonomy places the organism in Eukaryota, Metazoa, Chordata, Actinopteri, Pleuronectiformes, Pleuronectidae.
UUGUCACGUGAUAAGGGCGGAAACUGCCUCCUAGUCCACGCUGAAUCUCCCGCGAACGCGGCCAUUUACUCUUUUCUCUCCUCUCAACAGCACCGGUGAGUCUCUGGUUUCCUUCUCCCAUCGUGGCCCGACUUUGACUAUAAAGAGUAACCAUGGCGGACUCAAUGGCUCAGUGUGUGGCGGUGUUCAAGCUCGUGUUAGUUGGAGAUGGAGGCACCGGGAAAACAACUUUCGUGAAGAGACACAUCACAGGAGAGUUUGAGAAGAAAUAUGUCGCUACUCUGGGAGUAGAGGUGCACCCACUGAUGUUCCACACCAACAGAGGAGCCAUCAAGUACAAUGUGUGGGACACAGCUGGUCAAGAGAAGUUCGGAGGCCUGAGAGAUGGAUACUACAUCCAAGCUCAGUGCGCUAUCAUCAUGUUUGACGUCACUUCUCGAGUCACUUAUAAGAAUGUGCCUAACUGGCAUCGUGACUUGGUCCGUGUAUGUGAGAACAUUCCCAUCGUCCUUUGUGGCAACAAGGUUGACAUAAAAGACAGGAAAGUCAAAGCCAAGAGCAUCGUGUUUCACCGCAAGAAGAACCUGCAGUACUACGACAUUUCGGCCAAGAGUAACUACAACUUCGAGAAACCUUUCCUGUGGCUAGCAAGGAAGUUGAUUGGUGAUCCCAACCUGGAAUUUGUGGCCAUGCCUGCCCUCGCUCCUCCAGAGGUUCACAUGGACCCAACAUUAGCUGCGAAGUACGAGCACGAGCUUCAAGUUGCAUCAGAAACAGCAUUGCCAGAUGACGAAGAUGACCUCUAACCUGUUUCCCAAAUUGUCCCUCUCCCUCCUAGCUAUGGACAGGAAGUUGUUGGAGUCUUGACCCCCUUCCCUUACUGUAAAAUCCCUUUUCAGAUUUUUUUUAUUUUUGAAUUUUUUCUGUUUGUUUUAAAACUAAGAAAGAUAACUUGGUGGAAAAAGUUGUGCUUCUAAUUUCACUGUAUAAGACACACCCCACCCUAGUGUUGUCAUUGGCAUGGGAACGUGCUACUCUUCAUCGUCGAGCACCCUCCACUGCACUUAACCAGCCCACAGAAUGCUGUUGUAUGGUGUAUUGGAAAUGCUAUGGGGAGUAAACUUUGAAUAAAAACAUUCUCAAUAUGA